Molecule: messenger RNA, 1386 nt
Organism: Capsicum annuum
Lineage: Eukaryota; Viridiplantae; Streptophyta; Magnoliopsida; Solanales; Solanaceae
Product: ubiquitin carboxyl-terminal hydrolase 20-like
Exons: 7
Coding region: 1-1386 (461 amino acids)
Biological process (GO): protein deubiquitination
Cellular component (GO): nucleus; cytosol
Molecular function (GO): cysteine-type deubiquitinase activity; cysteine-type endopeptidase activity
Source: RefSeq, a predicted model, not a curated record
AUGGAUGACAAAAAAAAUCAACACAAGCCUGUUAAGCCAGUUGGUUUUUUUAAGAAUUUGAUUGGUUUGGAAAAUGAUGUUUUUCGGGAAAAAGGAGAUUUCAAAAGUGCUGAAUCUUCUGAUUCUGAUCCUUGUAUUGAUAGUUCUAGUUCUUCUGAUGAUUCAAAUAUAGUGGAAUCAGAAUGCUUUGAUAAUGAUGGGCCAAUUGAUGCUAAGCCCAAAUAUGAUUUUGAAGUUAAGCUCAUUACUCAGCGCAAAUUUGAUUUUGAGGUUAAGCCCGUUACCUCAGUUGGGCCCAAGUGUGAUUUGGAAGCUAAGCCCAUUGAGUUAGUUAGGCCCAAGUAUGAUUUUGAAGCAAAGCCCAUCAAGUCACUUGAUCCCAAGUGUUUCUGUUUAAUCUGCAUUUUCAAAGAGCUUAUUGGCUUUUCAUUGGCUUAUGAGGCUUAUGAGGGUCGUUCUAUCUUACCGUGGAGAUUUGUUGAGAAUUUGAGUUAUUUUUCGUCUGGUUUACAUAAGUAUCAGCAAGAAGAUGCUCACGAAUUUUUGCAAUGCUUUCUCAAUAGGCUUCAAAGCCGAUGCAAUGACGUUGUCCAACAAGUUUUUGUCGGCCGGCUUGUCAGUAAGCUUCGCUGUUGCAACUGCGGCCACUUCUCCAACACUUACGAGCCUCUCAUAGACGUGAGUUUGGAGAUUAAAGAUGCCGACAGCUUGCAUUCAGCGUUGGAUUCUUUCACUCGAGUUGAGAAACUUGACGAUCCAAAGAUCAAGUAUACUUGUGAAAGAUGUAAGGCGCAAGUCUCAAUUGAGAAGAAGUUGAUGAUAGAUUCUGCCCCCUCCGUUGCUGUCUUUCAUUUGAAGCGAUUCCAGAAUGAUGGUUCAGAUGUGUGGAAGGUUGACAAGCAUGUCUCCUUUCCGCUGGAGCUGGACUUGCUUCCUUACACUGAUAACAACCAAACCAAUAAUGAACAAAUGAAGUAUGAUCUUUAUGCAGUUAUAAUGCACGCCGGGUCUACAUCCAGUUCGGGACACUAUUACUGCUUCAUUUGUGCUGAACCAAAUGAAUGGUACAAAUUUGAUGACACGAUGAUUUCUCGGGUUCAAAAAGAUGUUGUUUUGGCUGAAGAAGCAUAUGUUAUGUUUUAUGCAAAGAGAGACACUCUGUGGUUUUCAGAUUUCAUUGCACUGGAAACUAUCAACUCUUCAUAUUUCAUUGAACUCAAGAAGAUUAUGGAUCCAGAACAAGAGACGGAAAUAAUGAUGGCAUGUUCGAUGAUUAAGCGAAGAGUUCCAAGUCCAAGAGGUGAAGAACUCAUGACUGCAUUAUGCAGAUUAGGUAGCCGUGGAAGUUCUCUGAGUAGAAAGGAUGAUGGAAGUUCAGUUGAUUGA